Messenger RNA from Meloidogyne enterolobii, 1047 nucleotides. The record is from the annotation of a GenBank genome assembly. Lineage: Eukaryota; Metazoa; Nematoda; Chromadorea; Rhabditida; Meloidogynidae.
UUUUUAAAUUCAAAAUUGUUUCAAUUUUUCUCAAGCUAGGUGUAUAGCCUGACUCACUUACAAUAAAUCCUAGGAAUUCCAUACUUGCCGAAGCAAAAAUACAUUUCUUGGGGCUAAGUUUCAAAUUAAAUCUUCUGAAUCUUUCAAAUACACUUCUUAAUGCCGUUAGGUGUUCAUCAAAAUUUUCGGAUUUUUUAUAAAUAAGAAUAUCAUCCACAUAAGCAAGAACAUUUUCAAGACCUGUCAAUACAUGCGCCAUGACUCUUGCAAAUGCACUUGUGGCAUUUUUAAGUCCAAAAGGGAGAUUGACCAUUUGAUAGACAUUGUCUUCAGUAAUGACUCCGCAUUUUCUUGAUGCUCUUUCACUUAGCUUAAUUUGCAGAUAGCCACUAGCUAAAUCUAAAGAUGUAUAAUAUCUGCAAUUUCCUACACGUUCCAAAAUCGUUUCAAGUCUGGGCAACGGAAAAUGGUCAGGUACUGUAAUUUCGUUUAAUUUUCUAAAGUCAAUGCAUGGCCGAAGCCCUCCAUCCUUUUUCUGAACUAGUACUAUGUUUGAUACCCAUGGGGUGUCUGACUCGAUCAUGACCCCUGAAGCUAAAAGCUGAUCGAUAUGCUUUUGUAAUUCAUCUCUGUAUUUGAAAGGUACCCUGUGGGGUCUUGAGGUUACUGGUUCUUCAGACGUGGUCACUAUGUCAUGUUCGCCUGCGGUGCAAUUACCUAAGUCAUAUUGGCUUUUACUAAAAACAUCACCAAACUCUUCACACAAUUCUUUUAAUUUCUUUAACUCCUCAUUUUUUACUGACGACUUAGUAAAAUCAAUUUUAAAACUUGGAUCAAUAAUUACUUUGGACUUCCCUAAGGAAUUUAAUUCUUGCUCUUUUCCUUCAGACUCUUCUUUUUCAAUUUCAGAAAGUACCUUUUCAUGACUUGUCUCAUAAAUUUCAUUCACUAAACCCAGGCCUUUGCCCUUGAAAACUCUUUUUACUUCUCCCGUGGGGUUCGAUAUAAUCACAGGUACUAUUCCUGAUUUUGGAUUUGUGACUAUUG